This is a messenger RNA of Closterium sp. Naga37s-1, 627 nucleotides long. The record is from the annotation of a GenBank genome assembly. Lineage: Eukaryota; Viridiplantae; Streptophyta; Zygnematophyceae; Desmidiales; Closteriaceae.
AUGGGGGGGUGUUUAAGCCUCGGGGCCAAAGCGUGUGGUGAGCGCAGUGGUGUCGGUGGGCGGAAUGCUCUUUUUUGUGUUGCUGGUGGGUCCGGAAACGGACCUGGUGGACAACCCCCUUGCUCCAACCCUCUCCCCCCUUAUUUCACACCUCCACCACCGCCCUCUCGUCCCUUUUCCCCUCUUCUACAGGCCUCGGGGCCAAAGCGUGUGGUGAGCGCGGUGGUGUCGGUGGGGGGGAUGCUUUUCUUUGCGUUGCUGGUGGGUCUGGCAACGGAUCUGGUGGCGAGCAAGGUUGAUCAGCUGGAGCAGGGCAACGGAGCGGUCAUCGAGAGCAACCACACUCUCGUGUGUGGCUGGACCCCCAAGACCAUUCCCCUGGUGAAGGCUCUGGUGGAAGCGGGGGAGCGGCCGUCAGUGGUGGUGCUGGCAGAGAGGGAGAGUGUGGAUAUGGAUGGAGACUUGCUGGAGGCUGUACCGGUUGAAGAGCGAGGAGGGAUGCGGGUCAUGACUCGUCGUGGUGACCCCUUGAAAGCAGCUGAUCUCAACCGCUGCUCUGCCUCCCAGGCCGCCUCCAUUGUCAUUCUCUCGCCGCAGCUACCGUCGCGUCAGCAGGCGGAUGCUCAG